Myxocyprinus asiaticus (Chinese sucker) is the source of this 1142-nucleotide messenger RNA. RefSeq names its product FAD-linked sulfhydryl oxidase ALR-like. Gene Ontology annotation, cellular component: mitochondrion. The record is from RefSeq and is a predicted model, not a curated record. The coding region runs from base 187 to 795 and encodes 202 amino acids. Gene Ontology annotation, biological process: liver development. NCBI's taxonomy places the organism in Eukaryota, Metazoa, Chordata, Actinopteri, Cypriniformes, Catostomidae. Gene Ontology annotation, molecular function: flavin adenine dinucleotide binding; flavin-dependent sulfhydryl oxidase activity. The transcript has 3 exons.
GACAGUGCUGCAGGGAAUUUGUUCCGGCGAGAAAUACUAAACUAUUUGUGAAUGUACAGACGAAGAGGAACUUCAGUGUUAAUAUUGUACAAUAAUUAAAUGUUCAUGUAAUACCAUUAAACUGGAAUCCGUUGUUAUGUUGAGGUUGAGUAAAUAAAUGACACAUCCUCCGGACUCGAGACUGACAUGUGCAACAAUCGUGCGAGUGGAAGCAUGGCAGCACCUACGGGGUCGAGAUCCUCCAUACCGAACCCCUCAGGUAUGGAGGGUUUCCUUGUUUCAGGUAGACCACCGGAGGACAGCACGGGUAAAGACCAGACCAUCACGGCUGAACCGAAAAAGAAGCCCUGUAGAGCUUGUUCAGAUUUUAAGUCAUGGAUGAAGACGCAGCAGAAACAAACGACUCCGGCCUCAGUGCAGGAGAGCAGGGCAGCAGAGGAGACUGAAAAGGCAAUCGAAUGCCCCCUGGACAGAGAGGAACUGGGCAGGAGCUCGUGGUCUUUUCUGCACACUAUGGCAGCCUACUAUCCAGACACCCCAUCCAUAUCUCAACAGCAGGAGAUGACACAGUUUAUCAACCUCUUCUCAAAGUUUUUCCCUUGUGAAGAAUGUGCAGAAGACUUAAGAACAAGAUUGGAAACAAAUCAACCAGAUGCUAGCAGCCGCCACAACCUCUCACAGUGGCUGUGUCGUCUCCAUAAUGGCAUCAACAUUAGGUUAGGCAAGCCAGAAUUUGACUGCAGCAGGGUGGAUGAGCGAUGGAGAGAUGGCUGGAAAGAUGGCUCUUGUGACUGACAGCCCACCAACAUGAACGAAAGUGCAAAGAGACAAAGUGCAGGGACCAUGACUUUAGGCUUCUGUGGACUUAUCAUCCUUUGGUUGUAAUAAGGUUACAGUGACAAUCAAGAAUCAUACGUUAAUAUAUACAUGUUCAAUUUGCACUUAUCCUUUGUUCUAAUUAAGAUAAUAAUAUAUGGAUUUACAAAUGUCUAUAUUGUGUUUUUAAUCAAGAGUACAUCUUUCUGCAAGAUUAUGGCAUUGUGGUCCAUGUUUCAGAGGAUGGAAAUAGUCUCAAGGGAACUUGAGUAACUUUGUUUUAUUUGUGCUGCUGCUGCUGGAAUUAAAAUAUUCUGUUUAUUUGG